Molecule: messenger RNA, 726 nt
Organism: Protomyces lactucae-debilis
Lineage: Eukaryota; Fungi; Ascomycota; Taphrinomycetes; Taphrinales; Protomycetaceae
Product: HAD-like domain-containing protein
Exons: 2
Coding region: 1-726 (241 amino acids)
Molecular function (GO): hydrolase activity, acting on halide bonds, in C-halide compounds
Source: RefSeq, a predicted model, not a curated record
AUGACGCUCAAGGCCUUUGUGUUUGAUGUCUUUGGAACAUGUGUCGACUGGCAAACAUCGGUGGAGAAGCAGCUUGCCGCCUUUCUGACAGAGCGCGGCUUGGACGCCUCCAGGGCUCUUGAUAUGACGCUGCAAUGGCGCAAAGGCUACUACGAGUACUGCAUUGGCGUUGGCACGCAACAGAACAAAGAGCCAUACACGCUUGUCGAUCUAGUGCACCGUCGACUCAUCAAGUCCAUCCUGGCGGACUCAAUGAGCUACAAAGCAGACGAGACGGAGCUCGACAAGCUGCAAGACUUUUGGCAUAAGCUAGAGCCACAUGCAGACACAUCCGAGGGAAUCCGCAGACUGAAGCGCAAAGCAAUCACGAGCACUCUCUCGAAUGGAAACAUGCGUUUGUUGGUGGACAUGAGCAAGCACGCCGACAUGCAGUGGGAUCUCAUCAUGUCUGGCGAACUUUGGCAAUCGACAAAGCCAGACCCACGCGUGUACCGUGGUGCUGCAGAGAUGCUCUUGAUGGACUAUGAGGAGGUGGUCAUGGUAGCCUGUCACUUCAGUGAUCUGGAGUACGCCAAGAAGGCAGGUCUCAGGACGGCCUUCAUCUACAGACCUGGCGAGAGCGAACCAGAGCUUGGUCCAGGCCAGAUGCGCCGAGACGGACGCAAUGAGCCGUACAUUGACUAUGUGGUGGAGACUAUCGGAGAGCUGGCAGACCUCAUCACCUAG